AAAAUUGUCAAAUCAUUUAAUCUCUCACUGUCUCUCAUGUUCUAGAGAGAAUCAGAAAGGGAAGGAUCCAGAGGUGACGAAGCUUGGAUUGGAAUCAGCUCUCGCCGCGAAUUUGAUCGGAAUCGAAUCACGAGAAAUGGGAGCUCCGGGAAGCGAAGACACCGUCGUCAUAGAAUUGGGGAAGAAGCUGGGAGAUGCGCAUGUUAUCACCGUGAAUUGUCCUGAUAAGACUGGUUUAUGUUGCGAUGUUUGCAGAAUCAUACUCGAUUUCGGGCUUUACACCACAAAAGGAGAUGUUACAACUGAUGGAGUAUGGUGUUACAUAGUAUUGUGGGUGGUUCCUUACUAUGAUUCUCUUAGAUUAAGAUGGUCACAUUUGAAGAAUCAGCUUGUAUCUGUAUGCCCGUCUUGCUCAUCCUACUUUGUGCUCGAUUUGAUGUCUUCUUGUCCUGCAUCAACGCCUGUUUACUUGUUGAAGUUCUUUUGCCUAGACCGUAACGGACUCUUGCACGAUGUUACUCGAGUACUAACUGAGCUUGAGCUCUCAAUUCAAACCGUGAAGGUCACUAAGACGCCAGAUGGGAGAGUUAUGGAUCUUUUCUUCAUUACAGAUAACAUGGAUCUUUUACACACAGAGAAGCGCCAAGAGGAUACACGAGGGAAGUUUCGUUCUGUCUUGGGAGAAUCGUGUAUAAGCUGUGAACUUCAGUUGGCUGGUCCUGAGUAUGAGUGUCAUCAGAAUAUUCCAUCUCUUUCUCCAGCAGUGGCUGAGGAGUUGUUUACGUCUGAGCAGCUUACCGAUGAAGACAAUCGCGUUCAGCUUCUUUCUGAUGAUAUGAUAAAGCUGAAGGAUUCUGUUAUCACAGUUGACAACUGUUUAAGCCCGGCUCACACAUUACUCCAAAUACGCUGUGUUGAUCACAGAGGCCUACUCUAUGAUGUAUUAAGAACAUUAAAAGACUUUGAGAUUAAGAUGUGUUAUGGGAGGUUCUCACCUCAAACACAAGGUCAUCGGGAUCUAGACCUAUUUAUUCAGCUGAAAGAUGGGAACAAGAUCGUGGAUCCUGAUAAGCAGAAUUCGUUAUGUUCACGUCUGAAAGCUGAGAUGCUUCACCCUUUACGUGUCAUAAUAACAAACCGAGGGCCAGAAACUGAACUUAUGGUUGCUAAUCCAGUUGAGCUAUCUGGUAAAGGCAGACCAAGAGUAUUCUAUGACGUGACCCUUUCACUAAAAGUGCUUGGAAUCUGUGUUUUCUCGGCUGAAAUAAGGAGGUACACAGCUAGUGACAGAGAAUGGGAAGUGUACAGAUUUCUUCUGGAUGAGAACUGUUUGUUCCAGCUCGGUAGUGCUUCGGCUAGGAAUGAGAUUGUUAAUAAAGUGAGAAGAACAUUAAUGGGUUGGUAAAUUGAAGACCUAGUAUAUUGAUAUGUGAUCUUAUCAUAUAUGGUAUGGGUUUCGUUAUGUGUAAUCUUUAUAGGUUCAUGUAAAUGAUUUUAUCCGUGUUGUCUGUUGGUAAGUCCUCUGCCAAUAUCGGCUUUAGUACAUUUGGUAUUUUCCCUUCGAAAUGUCACACCAAUUAUCACCUUCA
Molecule: messenger RNA, 1589 nt
Organism: Camelina sativa (false flax)
Lineage: Eukaryota; Viridiplantae; Streptophyta; Magnoliopsida; Brassicales; Brassicaceae
Product: ACT domain-containing protein ACR9
Source: RefSeq, a predicted model, not a curated record